GUCCUGCCCCAUGUUUUACAUGUGUAUAAAUACAAGAUGUAGAACUAAAAAAGAGCAUUUAAAAGGUUGUGAAAGGUUCAGUAAGAAGACUCAUGUAAAGAGCACAGGUUACAUCUGCUCACACACAUCACAACAGGGCACACAGGACACAGUCUAGCCAUGCUGCCGACAUUUUUGAUUUUGGUUGCCUUUGCCACAUUCCCUCCUCCAACCAGUCAGCAAUGUGUCAAGGCCAAUGAGUCUCAGUGUGCCAGUGUGGAGUUCACUCCAGGAUCUGACCUAGCAGGAGAAGGCUUUGACAUCACCACCAUGCAAAAGAAAGGAGCCUUCGUCAUCGACAUGAGCUCCUGGCUCCAGGCGGACAAGACCUGCACUCUGUGUAAAAACCCCUACAUGGGAGGUCAAAAGCAGAAAAUCCCAGUUUCUGUGGUGGACUGGAGACCGAGGCAGAAGUGCAACAUGAAGUUGUCCAGCUCCGUCUACCAGUCCAGCGAGGCCCUGGUCAGCUCCAGCACCUCUUCUAUCGAGAAUAACUGGAAGUCAGACUUGCAAAUAACAGCUCCAAAGGUGCAGGGAUCAGUAAUGAUGGCAGGCAGUACCUCCAAGUUGGCUGAUUAUUCAAUGCAGAGAAGCAAAAAAGACAAGUUCAGCUUCACCAGUCAUGCUGUCUCCUGUGGAUACUACAGAUACAGGGUUAAGAGCAGUCCACCCCUGCACCCAGAGCUACUUACGGAAUUCAGAAGUCUCCCUGAAAGCUAUGAAAAGAAUACAAAGCAAAAAUAUUUUGAGUUGAUUGACAAGUUUGGUACUCAUUAUAUCACACAGGUGACUCUGGGUGGAGAGGUUCGCUCUAUAACCAGCAUCAAGGAGUGCCAGGCGUCCCUUCAGGGUCUGAGCGUGGAUGAGGUGAAGAUGUGUCUGGACAUGGAGACGACUGCCCGUAAGGGUCCUGCUGCAGACAUACAGAACGAGGCGCAUCGUUGCACGCAGGCCAAGGACAAAAAUCUGAACAAAAAGAGCUUUUCUAGCAGCUUCAGUGACAGGGAAAGCACUGUGAUUGGUGGCCACACAGAGAAUGUCGACCUGCUCUUCUCCUCCAACACUGACCCAAAUGCCUACAAGCAGUGGAUCUCAUCUCUGCCUGCUCACCCUGAUGUGAUCUCCUACUCGCUCGAGCCUCUUCAUAAGUUACUGCCAGAGAAAAAAACAGUCAAAGAGAAUCUGCGUAAUGCCAUCAAGGACUACAUCCUACAGAGGGCUCUGGUGAAAGACUGCUCAAGCCCAUGCAAGACCGGUGUGAAGACCAACUCUAAGGAACCGUGCAGCUGCAGCUGCCACAACAACCCGGGUGUGGCCCUCAACUGCUGCCCCACUCAGAAAGGAUAUGCUAAGGUUACCAUAACUGUGAUCAAAGCCACUGGUUUACAUGGUGAUUACUGGGGUGAGACCGAUGGAUAUGUCAAGAUUCUCCACCAUGGAAAGACCUCAUCUGUAAAGACCCCUGUGAUCAUGAACCAAAACUCUCCAACAUGGAACUAUGAAUUAAAUUUUGACAAUGAGGACGUGACUCAGUUUAGAAGUGUGACGUUGGAGGUGUGGGAUGAAGAUAGCGGCUGGGAUGACGACCUUCUCGGAUCAUGCACUGUUCCACUGAAAUCUGGAGUGAAUAAAAAUACCUGCUCCCUCAAUCAUGGAAUCCUGUAUUAUAAAGUGCAGGUGAAAUGCCUCCCUGCUUUGACUGGUUCAAUGUGUACAGAGUACAUGCCAUCCCCAAUGGAUGCACAGCUGGAGAACGAGUAUGUCUCCCGAAAUGCUCGCCCCAUUCCCAGAAACAUGCUCCUGGAGAUGGGAGUGCUCCUCGAUGAACGCAUUCCCCGCUUCAACCAGAGCAGCAAACGUAAAGCUUCAGGUUUUAAAUUGUAGAUCAUUUUGUGAUCCUAUCCUGUAUUUUUGCCAGCUAUCAUAAUGUUUAAAGUGGAACAAAAAUUAU
Messenger RNA from Clarias gariepinus (North African catfish), 1990 nucleotides. Its product is annotated as perforin-1-like. Gene Ontology annotation, biological process: immune response. Gene Ontology annotation, cellular component: membrane attack complex. The transcript is spliced from 5 exons. The record is from RefSeq and is a predicted model, not a curated record. Lineage: Eukaryota; Metazoa; Chordata; Actinopteri; Siluriformes; Clariidae. Bases 160 to 1923 code for a protein of 587 amino acids.